GGGCUUUUACACAAACUAUUUUUAGUAUAAAAAUAUUUGAACGAAAUCUACAAAUUGCCGAAUAGGUCAUUAUGGAUACAUUAUGGAUUCCUAGUAGGGAUUUGGAAAGCUAAUGGGUUAAAAAAAUCUAGUUAAUUAUAGGCAGAUCAAAUACUGUUAUUGAAUUGUUUACAAUUUUUUCACGAAAUAAAUAAAUAUAGGUGCAGAAAUUUUGGACAUAACAGGAACACUUAAGUCAAAAUAUAUACAGAGUGAAAACUUUAACUGGAACAAAUUCAGUAACUUAGGAAAUAAAGGUUUUAUUGCAUGAAAAUAGAACAUGUUCUAUUUUAGGACAGGUUGGAUCAGCUGAUUAGUUGCAUCGUGUGACCACCAAAAAAUCGCAAAGUCGCCGCGAGAAGUUGCACCGUCAGACAUGGACUUUAGGUAUUCUAUUAAAAACACAAAUUUAACUUUAACUUUUUUUUUAACAGUGAAGUAAGGUAGCAACAGGAGUUCUACCCCAAUUUCGGGAAUUUUCCUAUGUUAAAUCCCAUAAGAAAAAUCCAAGGUCCAAAAAUUCCGAUUUUUUCACCCAUUUCAAGGCCUCACCCUAUUACGCUUAAGUAUUUGCUCGGGAUACACUCGGUAAAUAAUUUGCGGUUAGCGAUAAAAAUUAAUGAUUCUAACGAGCCAGCAAGCUGAAUAAAAAUUUAAUAAAAUGAAAUUAAUAUAAAUUUCAUUUUUGACGCCAUUUUGAAUUGUAACGUCAUUUCAAUUAUAUGAAGAAAAUUAUGCAUGUAAAAUGCAUUACAAUUAUAUUGUUGUUAGCAGAUAAAGUAAGUUAAUUUUUUAUUAUAUUUAUAAUUUUUUUUAGAAAUUUAGAAAUUUAACGUAAUGACAAACCAAACACUCUCAACCUAUGAAGAUUUGUUUGAUUUAUUAGAUCGGGAAUUGGACUGGUUGGAAACAAAAUUUGAAACCCUCAUUAAUAAUCCUAUGCUAUUAGAUGAUGCAUAUAAUGAUGUUUUAGAUGAUUGGUAUCCGAAUAUUGAAGUACGUGCAAAAGAGGGAGAUGUUUGGAGGAAUUUAUAUAUAAUGGAUUUAAGUGGAUUUAAUAGAAUUAGUAGCAUAACAAAAAUGCAUCAUUUAAAAACCCAAAGGGAUCUAGAUGUAAAAUAUUUAUUAUAAUUCCUGUUCUAACUCGCGACUUAAACAUCGGUAUUACAAUCUACCAUUUAACCCGUCACUACGUUUAGUUUUUACUCCCGCCCCUACAUGCUUAAAAUUAUUUAACUGUACUUUGACAUCGUUUUAAUUGUCCAAUGUCAUUUUUUUAUAUAAAUCCAUCAAUAAUAAUUAUUGAUAAACUGUGCUAAUAAAAAUGUAAGUAGCGCAACAUACGUCAAAAUAUAAAAUGAAGUUUGUAGAUAUGGAUCAUAUUAUAUGGCACAUACUUGUACAGCGUAAGAUAUGGAGAUAUUAUGUGUUAGAUUUAUGUAUGUAGCCGGCUAUAACAAUAAUCUCAAAAUUUAGGACUUGGUUCACGUUACGAUAAUAAUAUAAUUUGUAACAAAGUACACAUCAACGCAUAUUGUGUUGCCUACCAACACGUAGCUUUGUAAUAUCCUGAAGUUGUUAACCAAUGUUUUUGACAGUACGGCGUCAUGUUUGGUUUUCGCGCUGUUUUGUAGUUUUCCUUAGAAAAUAAAUAAUUAGAUAGAGAAGUUUGUGUUUUACGACUGCACGACCUGUCCACUACAAAUUUAAAUAAUUAAUAUUUUAGGGAAGAUUUCACUAAAAAAUUUAAGAAAUCAGCUACGUACUAGAGGGCGUUAGUUGGGAAGACCAGCCAGUAAUAAUUCUAAAAAAUAAAUGUAAGUAUAAAAAGAAGGGUGAAUUUAAACUUUAAACGUUUAUAGGGUGUUUGAUUAGACCAAAUGCGUACGUGAGUAAUUCAAUUAAAAAUUUAAAUACUAAUUAUAAUAUUUUUACAGUGAACCUACCACGUAGUAAGUAUACAAUAAAGCAUACUUACUCUGUAAAUGAAAAAAAAAGCCUUUUAGUAAAAUCAUGUUUUCAUUUUAUAGAAUUUCCACUAUGGAGGGGGUGGUCAUGGUUAAUGAUCCGCAAGUAGUAUAGAAUUUUAUUGUUCACUGCUAAAUAUUUAUUUUAGGGAUGACUACCUCAAUUAAAAUUAUAUAUAUUAUAAAUAAAAUAUAAAGUGUUAACAUCUGACCCCGAUAUUAAGAGAAAAAGGAGGAUGCUAUAUAAAGAUGGGCAUGACGAUAAUGAGGUUGAUGGAAUUAUGACAAAUUUUGGCGUUAGCAAGAAGGCAAAUGGGGUUAAAUCAUCUGUUAUCAAAACGGAGAUUACAUUUGAUGAUUAUGUGGAACAGAUGGGGCAUUAUAAUAUAAAAUUAAAAACAUAGUAAUGUAUAUUAGGUUUAGAUAUAAGUUAAGAUGUAUUAUUUUGUACGUUGUUUUAAUAAAUAUAAUUUCAAUAAUAUUUUUAUGAUUUAAACCCUCCACCUACCCCCUCCCGACACAAGAAUGUUACAACCUUCCCAUGUUUUCUGUAGUUACGAAUAAAUAUCAAUAAUCUAGUUGAAUAUUAAUUUUAUUUAACCAAUAGUAGCAUAACAAAAUUAGAUACGAUAUAUUUUUUAUUUACCCUGUAUAUAUUAAUUAAAACAAAAAAGCAAAAGAUAAAACGGGCUGAAUAAAACCACAACAUGAAAUUUCGGGAUAGCUUUUGUAAAACAUUUAACACCAUUAUAAUAUUGGUGCAAAUAAAAUAUUUCUAUCCGUAUUUUUUUGGUCUAAUUUACGAGAUAAUGCGCAAUAUUACGUAAAUGAGAUCAUUAUUCGCUGCUCAUGCCACACCACAUCUGUAUUUUUUUAUGGUGUGAUAAUUAAAGCCCGGAUUUUAAGGCAUUAUGCUUAUCGUUUAAAUUACAAGCAAAUAUACGUAAAUUAAACAAAUAAAUAAAUUAUAUAAAAAAAAUUAAUAGAGCAUUAAUUUAUUAUGCUUUUUUUGCUUUUUUUAAAUGUUAAUGCAUAUUUAAAUUUUUAUGCUUAUUUAAACUUUUUUUGAAUAUAAUAUUUGUUUUCAUAAUAUAUUAUAUAGUAAAUACUCAGAUUUUAAUGUAUAAUUAGGUAUUAAUUAAUAAACCAAAAUAUAUAUAUUUAGGUUUUAAUUAUAAGUAGGUUUAAUUUUUCAGUGGCGGCAUCUAUGAGUUAAAGACUUAAUUUAGUUAAUAAAAUUUGUAUCGCACUUUUGCGCCUUUGGGCCACCAAGAAGAAGAAGAAGAGAAAUGUUUUAAAUUUCUUGUCAUUGCAACAUAAACUACCAUAUUUGUUAUAUGUAAAUUACAGAAUAGCACUUAAUACCAUAGAAAAAGGAUACUAUUGAGUCAAUAGACUGAACCAGUCGACUGUUUAUUGUUUGUGGUGGUUUUAAUUAAAAAUGCCAAAAAGAAAGCCUACCGUAGACGAGUGGAUUAGAGAUUACAAGGAAUUAAAUUAUCAAAGUGGUAAAUUGUUUUGCCGGGCAUGUGUAAAAAUGAUACAAUGUGAAAAAAAAUAUAAUAUAAUACAGCAUCUUAAGACAACCCUGCAUAAGGAGUGUUUGAAAAAAUUUACAAAUAAGUCUAAACAAUCGACAAUUGGAGAAUCGUUAGCAUCUACUGGACAGAAUGAACAAAGGGAAUUUUAUUUUGACUUAUGUAAAGCCAUGGUUCAAUCCAAUAUACCCUUAAAUAAGUUGAAAAACACUAACUUUAAAACCUUUUUGGAAAAAUACUGUAAGCUGCAUAUACCAGAAGAAAGCACACUUCGAAAAAAUUAUGUCAGCUUAGUAUACAACGAAACCAUCCAUGAAAUCAAAGAAUUAAUUGGAAGUAACUAUAUUUGGUUUACAGUUGACGAAACCACUGAUGUUUGUGGAAGAUAUAUUGCAAAUCUAAUCAUAGGAGUUCUUAAUGAAGACGUUCCAACCACGGGAUAUUUAAUCUGUUCCAAGGAACUGGAUGCCACAAAUAACAACACAGUUUCGAGAUUUAUAAAUGAAGCACUAAUAAACUUUUACUUACCAGAAUCAGUCCCCAGUGACAAAAUUUUACUUAUGCUAUCGGACGCUGCAGCUUAUAUGGUAAAAACCGCCUCAAAUUUAAAAGUGUUUUAUGGCAAUCUAAUUCAUUGUACUUGCCUAGCUCAUGGGUUAAAUAGAGUCGCUGAAACCAUAAGACAACAAUUUCCUCUUGUUAAUGAACUUAUAAAAAAUGGUAAAAAAGUUUUCAUUAAGGCUCCUUUGCGGGUGCAACUCUUUAAAGAACAACUACCUAAUACUCCACUACCACCUGAACCAGUUUUGACGAGAUGGGGAACUUGGUUAGAUGCUGCAUUAUAUUAUGCAGAUAAUUUUGAAAAUUUCAAAAAAAUUAUAUUUGAACUGCCUGAGGCAGCAAGUAAGUCAAUUAAAGACUGUCAAGUAGUUUUAAUUGAAAAAGAAUUAAAAAAUAACUUAGCCUUUAUUAAAAGUAACCUAAGUUUUGUGAGUAAGACAAUAAAGCUCCUUGAGAAACAACAAAUGUUACUGGUUUCAUCUAUCAAAACUAUUAACAAUUUCGAAGAUGCCAUUGACAAUAUUCCUGGACCAACCGGUCAAAUAUUAAAAAAUAAGCUUAAGGAUGUCUUGUCUAAAAAUGAAGGCUUUCAAAAAUUAAAAACAAUAGCUAUGGUUUUGGAAGGAAGUAUUGUUUCAGACUUAAAAAUGCAUCCAGCACUUAUGGCAAAAUUUAAGCAUGCGCCUAUAACAAGUGUUGACGUGGAGAGAAGUUUUUCAGCUUACAAAAACAUUUUAAGUGAUAGAAGACAAAGCUUUACAACCGAAAAUUUAAAUCAGCAUUUAGUUAUUGCUUCUUUCUACAGAAACUAAUGUUUGGAUAUACUUUUAUAUUUUAUUUUGUUAUAAAAAAAAUUUGUUUAUUUUAUUUAUAUUUUAAUUUUUUUAAUGCUUAUUUUUAUGUUUAACGUAGGUAUAAAAAUUAUUUACAUUUAAAAUGUUAAUAAAGAAUAAAUUUGUUUAAUUUUUUUUAUGCAUUUUAUUGAUUUUUAAGCUUAUUUUAUGCCUUUUUUCAAAAAAAUUAACUGCUUUUUAAGCGCUUAUUUCAGGUUUUUUUAAGCUUUUUAAUCCGGGCUUUAGUGAUAAUUUUUAUUUUAAUUAAAAUUUAUAAUUUCUAUUAAUCCAUUACAUGGCAUUGUGCUUUUCUCUUACAUAUCAGUUUUGUUUCACAAAAGAUUCCUUUGAAUUCUUUUAUACAAUUUUUUUAAAUAUUUAAAUUUAGCUUUUAUCUUUUUUAAACAUAUAGGAAUUACUUUAAAAUGUAUUUUAUUUGCAUUUAUCGUUGCAUAUAACAAUAUCUAAACCUUAAAUUUAUUUAUGUUAUUAAUAAAAGCUAGAUUUAAAUAUUUACUAAAUUUGUAUAAAAGAAAUUGCAGGCAAUAUUUUUUUAAAUAAUAUUCAGUUUGCUGGCUCGUUAAAAUCAUUCAUUUUUAUCGCUAACCGCAAAUUAUGUACCACGUGUAUCCCAAGCAAAUAUAUAGGGCGUCUAUAUUAGACUGGGCCAAAAAAACUAUUUUUUUUUUAAGUAUAUCGAAAAUAUGGUUUGGGGUGACAAAAAAAAAUAUUGUGAAAGUUCAUAAUAUUAAUAUUAAGAAGUCCAUAAUAUUAAUAUUAAGAGGUCCAUCAUCGCAAUUUUAAUUUUCCUCAGCAAGUUUUUGUCUCAGAACUCCCAAACCAUUGAGUCGAAAAUAUUUUUUUUAAGAAAAUUCAAUGCUCUACAAAAAAGGUUAAAGUCAAAUUUUCCGUCAGAUGAACCGUUUCCUUAAAAUCAUGCCUUAAAAAUUGGUAUAGUUUUACAUUUUAAUCUUUUAAAUUGGAAUUUUGUAAUUCAUGUAAAAAUCAGUACCCAUAAAAAACCGAUAAAUAUUCUUAUGGGAAAUCAAAUGCUUUACAAAAAAAAAACCCAACAUUUUUGGCUAAAUUCACUCAAUCAAAAGUUAUUCAAGGUUAAAAUUUCGUUUUGACUUCAAAUUUAACCUUGAAUAACUUUUGAUGGAGUGAAUUUAUCCAAAAAUGAUAGAAGACUUUUUUUGUAGAGCAUUUGAUUUCCCAUUAGAAUAUUUAUCGGAUUUUUUUCAGGGUACUGAUUUUUACAUUAAUUACAAAAUUCCAAAGUUAAAAGAUCAAAUUGUAAAACUAUACCAAUUUUUAAGGCAUGAUUGUAAGAAAACGGUUCAUCUGACGGCAAAUUCCAAUCAAACCUUUUUUUCUUCAAAAAAUAUUCUCAAGUCAAUUUUGUUAAACUCAAUGAUUUGGGAGUUCUGAGAUAAAAACUCGCACAGGAAAAAAAAAUCUAAAAUUGCGAAGAUAGACCUCUUAAUACUAAUAUUAUGGACUCAAACUUUCACCAUAUUUUUUUUUUGUGACCCCAAACAAUAUUUUCGAUACCUAUACUUUACAAAAAAAAAAUAGUCGAUUUUUUUGGCCCAGUCUAGUCUAUAUACUCCUGAAAAAUUAUACAAUAUAUUCCUACUGGUAUUAGGUUUUUAAAUUUUGAUUUUAAAUUUCCCGCCACGGUGGAAUUUUGGACCCUAGAUUUUCCUACGGGAUUUAACAUGGGAAAAUGCCCUACUGCUGUUGCUACUUUACUCAGCGAGUCGGGAAAAAAAUAAACAACAAUUUUGCCCAAAUUGUGCGGAUUUACCUUAACCAAGUGUUCCACAACCCAGAUAGCACACAACGUCUUGAAGAUGUCUUUUGUAUGUCUGUAUUAUGCCUGAACGUCUGAAGAUCUAAAAAAGACGUCUAAAAGAUGUCUUUUGAUAGACGUCUUAAGGAUAUCUUCAUUUAAUGUCCUAAAGACAUCUUAUAAACGCCUGAUAACGCCGCUUAUUUUUUUUUCAUUAUUUUGGUAAAAUAUUAACCACUUAAGACAGCAAACAAAGUCUU
Molecule: messenger RNA, 6993 nt
Organism: Brassicogethes aeneus
Lineage: Eukaryota; Metazoa; Arthropoda; Insecta; Coleoptera; Nitidulidae
Source: the annotation of a GenBank genome assembly